Molecule: messenger RNA, 2541 nt
Organism: Schistosoma bovis
Lineage: Eukaryota; Metazoa; Platyhelminthes; Trematoda; Strigeidida; Schistosomatidae
Source: the annotation of a GenBank genome assembly
GUUUAUUAUCAAACUCAUUUUCAGGUUCACCAAUAGCUCAGUUUUUUUUCUGACUGUUGUUUGCUAUUUUCCCUUAAUUUUAGACACUUAGCUCCCUUUCUACGUUUAUGUGUGUUUCAGUCAUUUCUCUUCGUUCAACAAAUUUAAGAGUUGAUAGAUGAAUAGAUAAAUAGCGAAGUUGACCGUGUUUUAUUAUAUCAUCAGAGGAUCUCGUCUAAUUUAAGAACAAUCGAUAAAACUCAACUCUUAUAUGUCUACCACACGAUCUCCAAUUCAUAUCUUUAGGAUAAAAAAAAUCUAGAAUACGAGGUGAUCACAUUCAGGUUACAUACAUAUGUAUCAAUGUGUAUGUGUAUAGAUGCGACGUACAGAUGGGUAUGUUUUCCAUUUGUUUAUUGUGAUAAUUAGUGAUCUAAAGUUGGUUUGAAAAUUAUGUGUGUACAUGUAUAUUUCAGUUUGUUGAAAAGGAGUAAUAUCGGCGAAUAAAUUCUUAAAAUUUGAGACAUAUUUAGAGAACAUCUCACUAUAAAAAUCUUACUGAGAAAUACUUUUUUCCUACAAUUGAUAUUAAUUAUCAACAGCAGUGUUAUAAGAUAAUAUAUCAUUCCAUGGAGUUGUAAUCAGCAGAUUUCAGUUAUGAUAAAUAUCACUUCAUUAACCCAACCGGCUUCACCAAAUUCACGUAGAUCAAGUUCAAUCUCAGCACUUGCAUUGUAUAAUACUGCUGUUACGAGCACUUAUACUCAUCCAAAUAAUCCUAUUCAUAAUAAUUCAACUGUGGUGAAUCUUUACACGAGACAGUAUAUGCAAAAAAAGAAAUCUCAUCGAUGGCGAUUGGUCAGAACACCAAUUCCAUUGAAUCCAGUCUAUCGUAAAACAUUAUUUUUAGCCAUACUUAUACCAUUUAUUGGUGCAUUACUGUUUAUCGGAGCAACAUUAACACCAUAUUGGGAGAAUGUUCAUUUUAAAUUCAUUAAAUUGUUGGAACUAUUUUCAAUCAAACAAAAUUGCUCAACAUUCACUGGGCAUGAAAACGGUAACAUGUACAAUAAGUCACUAAUUAAUCAAACAGAAUUCGUAAUUUUAGAAGAUCCAAAGCGAUGGAUUAAUAACAAUAAUGAUAAUAAUAUUAAUAAUUAUACCUUAGAAUUUGUCAUAUUUCGUGAUGGUAAAAUAUUAAAUUGGAGAAUACUGAAACACUUAUAUAAAAAUUGUUUGACAGUUACAUAUAAAAUGAAUGAAAUCAUAGGUAUUGUCGUACAUUCAUAUAAACAUAUCACAUCUACCGAGAAUACUCCGAAGCAUUUAUCACGUGAAACAAUAACACCAAGAUUAUUCACUCGUAACAAAUAUACAUUCACACGACAUGAAUGGAUACAGUUAGUAGAGCAUGGGGAUUUGUUAGACGAUACACAGGAUGAUGAAAUGAACAGAAAUUUAUGGUUAAUUAUGAAUUUGCAAGCUGGUAUCUGGACAAUGUGUUUUCGAUUAGCAGAUGCUUACAAACCUAAACUGCUAGCCUACAGUUCAAAUAUCCAUCCAGAUUUAAACAUACCACUUGACUGUAUGUCAUAUCUACAAGCAAACUUAUCUGAAACAAAGAAUCUAUGCAUUCAAUUUCUUUUAAAAAUGCAGAAUAAUAUUAUUUCAUGCGUUGUGGUAGUCUAUCUAUCAGUUGCAGCAUCUGUAUUGAUCGGGGCGUUUUCAACUUUGUUUCGUGCUGUGCCUGCAGCUAUGGUAACCGGUGUAUUGUAUAUUACUUCUGGUGUCUUCAUUAUUUUCGCAAAUUGUAUACAUCAUACAAAAUUGAAUCGUCUUGAGUACGAAUGGGGUCCAUGCUAUCCAAUAUCACAAAUACCUCGAACAUUCAUUCAUAAUUUUCAUAUUCUUUCCAUAGUUAUAUACUCCAGAUAUUAUCAGUGUUCAUCCACUUUGGCCUGUGUUAGUCAGUUGGAUAUCAUCAUUUGUUUUCUUUAUUGCUUCAAUCAUAUGGCUUAUUCUUACACAAUUAAUGACUUUUGAAAAUUCUAAAACAAUGAUUUAAUUAAAAAAUUUUCCUUACCCGUUUUUUUCAACUUUCUUCUCUCUUCUCUCUUUUUUCUUCCUUCUCCUCUCUUCCUUACUAUACACGUAUAUUUUAAAUGAACAAAUAAUUCAUUCUUUAUUUAAAUGGAUAUACUAUCAGGCAAAUUUUAAAUUUCUCUAAGAUUAUUAUUAAAAUAGGUUUAAACAAUUAUGUAAUGCUCAUGUUUAUUUUGAUGAAUAUUAGUUUACUCUUUGUGUAUAACUUAAAAAUAUUGAUAAAUUUUACAGCGACAACAAUAAAAAAAAGAAAAAGAAAGAGAAACAAACAAGAUAGUUUACGUAAUCCAUUAUCAUCUAUUGCACAUAAGCAUUGCAUUCCAACUAAAUAUUGACUAUAUUAAUUACUUGUUCUAAAUAAUAACAAAAAUUAACAGAACUUUGUUCGUUUUUUUCUUUUCUUGUUGUGUCUUUGAGUUUAUAGAAUAAUAAUAAUAAUAAAAGAAAGUUUAUUUACAC